Molecule: messenger RNA, 2271 nt
Organism: Penicillium maclennaniae
Lineage: Eukaryota; Fungi; Ascomycota; Eurotiomycetes; Eurotiales; Aspergillaceae
Product: putative kinesin family protein (KlpA)
Exons: 7
Coding region: 1-2271 (756 amino acids)
Biological process (GO): microtubule-based movement
Molecular function (GO): microtubule motor activity; microtubule binding; ATP binding
Source: RefSeq, a predicted model, not a curated record
AUGGACGAGAAUACUCAAUCCCGUGCCUCUAUGCGAUCGCGCAUCCCCCAUCCUGGCCUGCGCGAGAUGAACCCAGCGACCACUAACUCUCGGUCCGGCAUCCUUCCGCCGGGCUCAAUCGCCAAUAAAGGCAGUCUGUCUCCCACUCGUCCCAAGCCUACAAAUGCCCCCGAACCCAAGAAAUCAGCAUCCGCCUCCCGCCAACCCGUCAGUGCAACCAAUGCACGCACUCGUGGCAACUCAUUCGCUUCGUCCACAACGCGAGUGGGCUCGACAACGACUCGCUCGACCAAUGGCAGUUUCUCCAACACCAUGGGCUACGGCAGUCGCCCAGUAUCGGCUAUGUCUCGCCCAGCGUCCGCCAUGUCCCGGCCCAACUCGUCCCUCAGCGGUCGCAAGACCCCCGGCGCCUCCAUCCAGCGCCCCGCUACCUCACUAGAUACCCAUGCCGAAGAUGGAGCUAGCAUUCUUGGGAAACGAAAGGGUACCGAGUGGAAUCAAGAACGCAAAGAAAGUGACAUGGAGCAGAUCAUGAACACGUUAAUGGCUAAGAUGAAUGAGCAAGGUCAGCACAGCUCUGGUCUGAAAGAAACGGUUGAGCUCUACAAAUCGAGAAUCAACGACCUGGAAAGCGCUCGAGACAAGCUGACUGAUGCUAAUGCGUCUCUCCGCUGCGAGACGGACGCCUUGAAGAACCAAUUAAAUGCUGCAGAGGCCGCAUUGAAGGACGCUAGACGUGAACAGGAAAUUGCCAUGGAUGAGCUCGACCGGCGUCAGCGCAUUGAGGUGGAGUCUGUCAGCCUGAAUAGCAGGAAAGAGAUGGAAGAGUUGAAAGCUCGUCAACAGGACGAGAUGAACCAGUUGAGGCGCAAAUUCGAAAGCGAGAUCGAGAUUGAAAAAGCCAUGCGAGUUCGAGAGCUCGAGCAGCUUACAUCGAGGUCUGCGCUGGAUACCCAAAAGGCCGAGAUUGAAUUGGAAAGAAAGGACCGUGAAAUAACUAUGAUGAACAAUCAGCUUUUAUCCCUGAAAGCUGACCUGGACCGCGAGCGCAAGACCACACAUGAACUACGACAGAACCUUGAUACCGCCGGCAGCAACGGCGUGACAUUAGAGUCCACUAUCCGAGCCCUCAAAGCCCGUAUUGAGUUCCUCGAGGGAAAAGCUUCGCAGGAGGAGACCAUGCGUCGCAAGCUCCACAACCAAGUUCAGGAAUUGAAGGGAAACAUUCGAGUUUUCUGUCGUGUUCGCCCAUCUCUCAAGAGUGAACCGCCUUCUGAGAUUACCCCAAUGGAGUACCCCGAUGAGUCUGAAGAGGCUAAGGAGAUCAACGUCAUGGGCCCGGAGGAGAAGAAUAGCCUCGGCAGCGUCAGCCGCAAGAAUAACACCUUCUCUUUUGAUCGAGUGUUCGGCCCCUCGGCCACAAACACUGACGUCUUUGACGAGAUCAGCCAGCUGGUUCAGAGCGCAUUGGAUGGGUACAAUGUUUGUAUUUUCUGCUAUGGACAGACUGGCAGUGGUAAAACGCAUACCAUGUCCUCCCAAGAUGGCAUGAUCCCUCUCGCCGUGCAUCAGAUUUACGAGACUGCCCAGGGUCUGGAAGAGAAGGGGUGGCGGUACAAGAUGACGGGUAACUUCGUCGAGGUCUAUAACGAGAACGUGAAUGACCUUUUGGGCAAUCCUGAUGAAUUAGACAAGAAGAAGCACGAGAUUCGCCAUGAUAUGCAGCGCGGCAAGACUACCAUCACCGACAUCAACACCGUUGAUCUGGACUCUCCGGAGAUGGUCAAGGCCAUACUCAAGAACGCGGAUGCGAACCGUUCGGUGGCUGCUACCAAGGCGAACGAGCGCUCAUCUCGAUCACACUCCGUCUUUAUCCUCAAGCUGAUCGGCGAGAACCACAUCACCGGCGAACGCAGCGAAGGCACUCUCAACCUUGUUGACCUUGCGGGAAGUGAACGUCUGAGCCACAGUCAAGCGACUGGUGAGCGCCUGAAAGAAACUCAGAACAUCAACCGUAGUCUUAGCUCUCUCGGAGAUGUGAUUGCCGCUCUGGGUCAGGGCAAAGAGGGCGGCCACAUCCCGUACCGCAACAGCAAGCUCACUUAUCUCCUUCAAUUCUCACUGGGUGGCAACUCCAAGACCCUGAUGUUCGUCAUGGUCAGCCCACUCCAGGCCCAUCUGUCAGAGACUCUGACGAGUUUAAAAUUCGCGACCAAAGUGUCCCUGACACAUAUCGGGACAGCGAAGAAACAGUCGCGCAUUCGCGACUGA